Molecule: messenger RNA, 1940 nt
Organism: Juglans regia (Persian walnut)
Lineage: Eukaryota; Viridiplantae; Streptophyta; Magnoliopsida; Fagales; Juglandaceae
Product: chaperone protein dnaJ A6, chloroplastic-like
Exons: 8
Coding region: 255-1589 (444 amino acids)
Biological process (GO): response to heat; protein refolding
Cellular component (GO): cytoplasm
Molecular function (GO): ATP binding; heat shock protein binding
Source: RefSeq, a predicted model, not a curated record
ACCUCGAGAGCCACGCAAAUACCAGGUAUUUUGUUUGCCAAUUAGAGAGGUCUAGAGCCUCAUCUUCCUCCACCGCACCACUCCAGUACUCCACACCAAACCCCGCCUCCUCUCCCUCUCAUCGCUCUCUCUCGAAUAUCAGUCGAAGAAAAGAGCAAAGCGACUGGCUGAGAACUCACCAAGACGAGCAUAUCCAAACAGAGGUCCAUCAGGCAUAGACUCAUAAAUUGAUCUUUUCUUCGCCUACAAUAUUGAUGGCAAUUAUACCUUGUGGAAGUACAUGGGUUGCCCAAUGGGGUAUUCGCCCUCAUUGUACACUAAGGUCCUAUGUGGCAAACAAGAUACCAACAUCUCGGUAUUGUACUACGAACAUGAUAAGCUAUUUAUCGGCACCAAGUUCAAGCUUGUUUUCUCAGGGCUCCUACCAUUUGCCAUCAUAUCCUGGUUUAUCUCAAGUGUCACCCCGUCGUAGGGGAGGACGUUUCAUAGUCAGAGCAGAAGCGGAUUACUAUUCACUUCUUGGGGUGUCAAGAAAUGCCAGUAAAUCUGAAAUUAAAAGCGCUUAUCGGAAGCUUGCUAGGAGUUAUCAUCCAGAUGUGAACAAAGAGCCUGGGGCAGAACAGAAAUUCAAGGACAUCAGCAAUGCGUACGAGGUUCUGUCAGACGAUGAGAAAAAAUCUCUAUAUGACAAAUAUGGAGAGGCUGGACUUAAAGGUGCUGGUAUGGGCAUGGGGGAUUUCAGCAAUCCUUUUGAUCUAUUUGAGUCUCUGUUUGAAGGCAUGGGUGGCAUGGGGGGCAUGGGUGGCAUGGGGAGCAGAGCUUCUAGGAAUAGAGCUGUUGAUGGUGAGGAUGAAUAUUACAACCUCAUCUUAAACUUUAAGGAAGCAAUUUUUGGGGUUGAAAAAGAGAUUGAGAUAAGCCGAUUAGAGAGCUGUGGAACUUGCAAUGGUUCUGGCGCUAAACCAGGGACCAAAUCAUCCAAAUGUAGCACAUGUGGUGGGCAAGGUCAGGUUGUCUCGUCAGCAAGGACCCCCUUAGGUGUCUUUCAGCAGGUGAUGACCUGCUCUUCUUGUGGUGGGACUGGGGAAACAUCUACCCCUUGCAACACAUGUUCUGGGGAUGGUCGGGUGAGAAGAACCAAGCGGAUCAGUCUGAAAGUUCCAGCUGGUGUGGACUCUGGUAGCCGUUUGAGGGUUCGAAAUGAAGGUAAUGCUGGAAGGAGAGGCGGAUCUUCUGGUGACCUCUUUGUCAUUAUUGAUGUUAUGCCUGACCCUGUUCUAAAACGGGAUGACACCAACAUUUUGUACACCUGCAAGGUUUCUUACGUUGAUGCAAUCUUGGGAACUACAAUCAAGGUUCCAACAGUGGAUGGAAUGGUUGAUUUGAAGAUACCAGCCGGGACCCAACCAAACACAACGCUAGUAAUGGCCAAGAAAGGUGUCCCCCUCUUAAAUAAAAACAACAUGAGGGGUGAUCAGUUGGUUCGUGUGCAGGUUGAAAUCCCAAAGAGACUGAAUGCUGAUGAAAGAAAGCUCAUUGAGGAACUCGCCGAUCUAAGCAAGGGCAAGACUGCCAGCAGUAGGAGAUAGUUGUCUGCGGCAUCUUUUUGCAUCCAUCCAUCUAUUUAUUACUGAUCUCUUCAGUUAUAUUCUCCCUUUGUGGGUGCAACUUAGUGUGAUCCUUUGAUUGGCAUGAAGGGAAAAUCAGCAGCUCUCAAUCAGUUGAACUCUGUGAAGGGCGAGCAGUUGUUUUGUAGUCUUAGGUAAAAUUAUAUUGUGAUAAAAUUUUCCCACAUAACACAGGAGGUAGAAAAUGAGGUGAAACUUGAGGAUCUCUCUCUUUCAUCGUCUGUAUUCUCACAUAAAACUUUAUUCUUUGGGAUUGAACAUAAGUUUUAGUUACAAUGCAGUCUUUUUCUUUCUAUUUAGUUUUAUUUUCAA